This is a messenger RNA of Symphalangus syndactylus (siamang), 7551 nucleotides long. RefSeq names its product solute carrier family 35 member E2B (gene SLC35E2B). The record is from RefSeq and is a predicted model, not a curated record. NCBI's taxonomy places the organism in Eukaryota, Metazoa, Chordata, Mammalia, Primates, Hylobatidae.
AGAACUUAAAAAAAAAAAAAACUCCGUGUUUCCACCCCCGUCUGCCUGCAGUGGAAGGGCCCGAGCGGAACCAAAGGGGAAGGGGGCGCUGAGCGCGUGUUUUUCCUCCCGUCUGCCUGGAGUGGAACGGCCCGGGCGGAACCAACGGGCAGCCGCGGGGGCGUUGUCGGCCGUGGCGCGUUCCCCGGGCUCCUCGGCUCUGGGGCACUGAGGAGCCCGAUGCCGGGUUCUGCGCGUCAUUUCCGGUCCCGCGGGCGCCCUGUGAAGCCCACCUGGAUCCGCCAGCCCUGUGCCACUCCCCAGUGCCGAGCUCGGAGCUCCCUCCGCGGCCUCGCGCCCGGCCCCUCCACCGCGAGCCUCUCAGGCCCCGCCCGCAAGCGUCCCUUUGUUGUGAAGAGGCCGGGGCCUAGACUGGGGCGCCCGAGCGCGGGGCCUAGCGCUAUGCCUGCGGCGGAGACUGCAUCAGGCUGUCGGUGGGUUCUGCUCGGUGAUCGGUGCUGGGUCCUGCGAGUCCUCGGGCUCCACCCGGGGACUUGUGCCCAGACAGCGGAAGGGAAGGAUGUCGCUUCUGAGAUGAGGCUCGGAAAGGCCGGGUCUCCUGUCCUGGCUGCUCUCUCCCACUCCCUGACGAGCUUGCUGGAUGAAAGCUCCUGUCAAGCUGUGGGGCGUCCUGUGGAGAAAUUGGUUGGGGCCCUUUCCACCUGUAGCCAGCAAGGAACUGAACCCAGCCAGCGUCCACCUGAGUGAGCUCAGAGGUGGACCCCAGCCCCAGUUGAGCCUUCGGAUGAGGUCACAGCCCUGGUCCAUGAUGUGACUGCAGCUUCAGGAGGGACCUUAAGCCAGAGGUGCCUGGCUAAACUUCCUGAGGAUUCCUGCUCCACAGGAGCCGACAUCAAAAGCAUUUGUUGUUUUGAGGUGCGUCUGCUUCUGCGCUUUGCCUGGGAGAGGCCCUGGUGGCCUCGUUCCUGGCGCCCGGAGUCCCUGCUGCGGCCCCACCCCCGGGCGGUCACGGUGACCCAUGCUGCCCAGCCUGGAGGUAAAAUCGUUCAUGGUAGUGGCUUCAGCAUGUCGUCCUCGGUGAAAACCCCGGCACUGGAAGAGCUCGUUCCUGACUCCGAAGAGAAGCCGAAAGGCAGGUCGCCUCUCAGCUGGGGCUCUCUGUCCGGUCACCGAAGUGAGAAGAUUGUUUUUGCCAAGAGUGACGGCGGCGCAGAUGAGAACGUACUGACCGUCACCAUCACAGAGACCACGGUCAUCGAGUCAGACUUGGGUGUGUGGAGCUCGCGGGCGCUGCUGUACCUCACGCUGUGGUUCUUCUUCAGCUUCUGCACACUCUUCCUCAACAAGUACAUCCUGUCCCUGCUGGGAGGCGAGCCCAGCAUGCUAGGCGCGGUGCAGAUGCUGUCCACCACGGUUAUCGGGUGUGUGAAAACCCUCGUUCCUUGCUGUUUAUAUCAGCACAAGGCCCGGCUUUCCUACCCACCCAACUUCCUUAUGACGAUGCUGUUUGUGGGUCUGAUGAGGUUUGCAACUGUGGUUUUGGGUUUGGUCAGCCUGAAAAAUGUCGCGGUUUCGUUUGCUGAGACGGUGAAGAGCUCCGCCCCCAUCUUCACGGUGAUCAUGUCUCGGAUGAUUCUGGGGGAGUACACAGGGCUGCUGGUCAACCUCUCCCUCAUCCCAGUCAUGGGCGGGCUGGCGUUGUGCACGGCCACUGAGAUCAGCUUCAACGUCCUGGGGUUCUCAGCCGCACUGUCCACCAACAUCAUGGACUGUUUGCAAAAUGUUUUUUCAAAAAAGCUUCUCAGCGGGGACAAAUACAGGUUCUCGGCCCCGGAGCUGCAGUUCUACACCAGCGCCGCCGCGGUGGCCAUGCUCGUCCCGGCCCGGGUCUUCUUCACGGACGUCCCAGUGAUCGGGAGGAGCGGGAAGAGCUUCAGCUACAACCAGGACGUGGUGUUGCUGCUUCUGACAGACGGAGUCCUGUUCCACCUUCAGAGCGUCACGGCCUACGCCCUUAUGGGGAAAAUCUCCCCUGUGACUUUCAGCGUCGCCAGCACCGUGAAGCAUGCCUUGUCCAUCUGGCUCAGCGUAAUCGUUUUUGGCAACAAGAUCACCAGCUUGUCGGCCGUCGGCACAGCCCUGGUGACAGUUGGGGUCCUGCUCUACAACAAAGCCAGGCAACACCAGCAGGAGGUGCUGCAGAGCCUGGCUGCAGCCACCAGCCGGGCCCCAGAGGACAUGGUGGAGCCGCUGCUUCCACAGGACCCCAGGCAGCAUCCCUGAGAGCAGGAAGCUGCCAGCCGCUGCUGUCCUCAUGACACUGCAUCCCCCGGAAAUGGGCAGGGACGCCCUCCUCCAUGGUCCUGCUGGGGUGCAGGACACGGGAAGCUAAGUUGGCCAUUGCUGCGGCUUUCUCGGUUUGUCAGUGAGGACCAGCAGAAACUCAAACUGGGGAUUCCAGGUAUCAGCUUCCUGGAGUAGAGACCAGACCAGUAGCUGACCGUUGUCAGCUGAGCCCAUCCCCGUGUAAUGUGAAAACAGCCUCUGACGCUCCCAUGCUGGGGGUGCCCACUUCCUCUCUGGACGGCACCCCAGGGUCCACGGGAAGCCAGAGCUAGGUCCAGUGCCAACGAGAGCUGCUCCCUGCUACAGCCAAGAGAGCACUCAGCUUCCCACACCAGCCAUCGAAGGCCCUUAGGCCCUGGACCGGCUGCAGACUGGCCCUGGGCAUGAGGCCACACAGCAGGGCCGACAGGAGGGGACAGAGCACCCUGGAAGGGUCUCCUGCUGCCACAGUGGGCACUCAGAACUUCUCCCCACCUGACCCAGGGCUGUGGGCAUCCUCAGACUAUCCCAGAGGCAUCGCAAGCCUCAAGCUUCAGCAUUGCAUGCUCAAGGGCUAUGACCACGGAGGCCGUUCAGUCGCUUCUGUUCAGAGGAAGUCCCCCUACCUCUUCCACACCCUGCCCUCCUAUCCCUUCCACACCCUGGGCUGCGUGAGCCCCCACCAUUCCCCCAGAGGACACCCUGCCCUCCUAUCCCUUCCACACCCUGGGCUGCGUGAGCCCCCACCCCGGGGUGCCCUGUCCGUCACCUUCCACAUCCUGGGCUGCGUGAGCUCCCCAGUUUGGGGUGCCAUGCCCAUCACCUUCCACACCCUGGGCUACAUGAGCCCCCCACUCUGGGGUGCCCCCUGCCCAUCACUUUCCACACCCUGGGCUGCGUGAGCCCCUGCCGGCCUCCCCCCAGGGGGCACCCUGCCCCCCUACCCCUUCCCCACCCUGGGCUGCAUGAGCUCCCCCCAACCCCAGGGCACCCUGCCCUCCUACCUGUGGUGGUUUCCAACCCUGAGGUUGAGGACAAACCUCUCUUGUUUAACUUAGGAGGAGAUGUGUACAUUCCUUUUCUUUUUUGGACUCCGAGUAUCAGGCAGGCUGUUCUGAGGUCCCCAUGGGCUGAGCCUGUCUGUCCUCCCUCAGAGCCCACUGUUCCUAAUCUCCUCAUCUAGCACUGUCCGGUUCCCCAUGUGAGCCUCGGGCAGGAAACUGCAGUGUUGACGGUUUGGGUUACGUGGCGUUUACCUGGGCGCCGUCCUUGCUGAAAAAGGAAGCGUCCACACUGAAUGUUUCUGGGGCACGUGGUGUGUGUCAGGCGCCCACCCCGUCCCACUCUCCCCAAGGGACAGUAGUACUGCAUGCUGGGGCCACCAGCCAGCUCAACUCAUCCUCCUCAGUGUCACGCACCCCCGAGGGCACAGGAGGCCUGAGGAGUGGCUACUGGAGCCAUGUAUUGGGCAGAGGCUUCUGACCAUGUCUGAGCUCUUUACCCCCAAUCUCGCAGCCGGCGGAUUCCCAUGCCCGGUGCAGCCUGUUGCCAGCCAGCCUUUGAGACCCAGAGCUCCAGGGCUUGUCAGAGGCAGCAUGGGGCUCCAGUGGUCCCGAGUCUCAUUUCCCUGCCUGCUCAGCCCCGAGUCUCAUUUCCCUGCCUGCUCUUUAGGACUUUGGCACCCAUGGUCACUUCACUGGUUUUCCAUUUGGCUUCUCACCUGGGAAAUACAAAAAUAGCCCCUCGUAAAGAUAAAAUCGUUCAGAAACAGAGCAAUAAUUAUGACUCAUGAACUUCUACCUACUCGAAAAAGUCUGCCAUGAUGAUGGACCGAAAUGAGGCUUUUUAACCCAUAAGUAACCUUUUUAUUUUUUUGAGACAGUCUUGCUCUGUCACCCAGGCUGGAGUACAGUGGCAUGAUCUUGGCUCACUGCAGCCUCAACUUCCUGGGCUCAAGUGAUCCUCCCACCUCAGCCUCCCAUGUGGCUGGAACCACAGGCACAUGCCACCAUGCCUGGCUAUUUUUUUGUUGAGCUGGACUCUCACUUUGUUGCCCCGGCUGGUCUUGAACUCCUCGGCUCAAGCAGUCCUUCCCACUGAGCCUCCCGUAGUGUUGGGAAUAACAGGCGUGCACUGCUGCACCUGCUUCAGCCACUUGUAUAAAACCGCUGACCUGUGUACGGAGGACAGGCCAGGUGUGUGCUCACAGCAUUGCGAAGAUGUAUUGUCACGUGACUUUCCCCAGGUUUCCAUUUCUCUUUUUCUUUUUCUUUUUUUUUGAGACGGAGUCUCGCUCUGUCGCCCAGGCUGGAGUGCAGUGGCAUGAUCUUGGCUCACUGCAAGCUCCGCCUCCCGGGUUCACGCCAUUCUCUUGCCUCAGCCUCUCCGAGUAGCUGGGACUACACGCGCCCGCCACCACGCCCAGCUAAUUUUUUGUAUUUUUAGUAGAGACGGGGUUUCACCGUGGUCUCUAUCUGCUGACCUCGUGAUCCGCCGGCCUCGGCUUCCCAAAGUGCUGGGAUUACAAGCGUGAGCCACCGUGCCCGGCCUCCAUUUCUCUUUUUCUGCUUUCCUCAAAAACUAAUAGAAGACCGGGUGUGGUGGCUCACGCCUCUAAUCCCAGCACUUUGGGAGGCUGCAGCUGGUGGAUCACAAGGUCAGGAGUUUGAGACCAGCCUGGCCAACGUGAUGAAACCCUAUCUCUACUAAAAAUACAAAAAUCAGCUGGGUGCGAUGGUGGGUGCCUGUAAUCCCAGCUACUCAGGAGGCUGAGGCAGGAGAAUUGUUUGAACCCCGGAGGUGGAGGCUGCAGUGAGCCAAGAUCGUGCCAUUGCACUCCAGCCUGGCAACAGGGCGAGAUUCCGUCUCAAAAAGAAACACUAUUAGAAAAUGCCCUGGAAGGCCGGGUGUGUGGCUCACGCCUGUAAUCCCAGCACUUUGGGAGGCCGAGGUGGGUGGAUCACGAGGUCAGGAGAUCAAGACCAUCCUGGCUAACACGGUGAAACCCCGUCUCUACUAAAAAUACAAAAAAAAAAAAAAAAUUAGCGGGGCGUGGUGGCGGGUGCCUGUAGUCCCAUCUACUCCAGAAGCUGAGGCAGGAGAAUGGUGUGAACCCGGGAGGUGGAACUUGGAGUGAGCCGAGAUCCUGCCACUGCACUCCAGCCUGGGCGACAGAGCGAGACUGUCUCAAAAAAAAAAAAAAAAAAAAAAAAAAUGCCCUGGAGGUGGCGGGGGGUUGUUGAUUUGUGAGGACAGAUUGAAAGCAACCCCCAGGGUGGCCUUGUCCACCUCCCCAUCGAGAAUGUGGCUGCCAGGCUUCCCUCUGGCCUCUUUGAAGAUUGUGGUCUGGGAUAAGGAGAAGUGCAGGCGCCUGGUUCUGAGCACCUUGGAAUUUCCAGCCGCACAUCCUCUGGUGCCCUCCCCUCCACCCUCACAAGGAGCUUCCAUCCAUUCUGUUUCGAUUUUCUGUUUGUGGACCAGAAACAAACAUUUUUCCAAAUGAUUAGCAAAUAGGGUGAUUUCCUGUGUAACGCUGCUCUGGGGCUUCUUCCUCAUCGUGGCAGAAGGAGCCUGGAGCCCAUGAGGUGGCCAGCACUGUGCCCUUGCUCAGUCGUGCUGUCCCCUCCCUCUCCCUCAGUCUCCUCUCCACGCCCAAGUCGGUUUCCAGCCGCUGGUCUUCAUGGCAUUCCUAGCACAGCCGGGCACCAAGAGGCAAAACCCAAGGCCUGGCUUGGCCAUGUUAACGACUGUACAGACAUAUUUUUUAAAAUAACUUUGUGUAACACUUUUCUUGAAUAGUAAGUUCUUGUUGAACUGUCACAGAUGUGCUUCUAGAAACGCACCGGGUGUUGUUACUUCCACUGGGUGUGUCCGUGGUCGAGGUCUGUGCCUUUGUAAACAAACAGAACACUUGAGCCACCUCCCGAAUUGGGUCAUCUGCUUCUGUACAUUGAUACUUAGAGAUGUGCAGCUCUCUAACUUUCAAGGAAACUUCCCCUACUGAAUGGCAUAAAAAGGUUAAAAAAGAAAAUCCGAGAGUCCCAAUUCCCUGUAUAACAGCAUUAAGAUAAUCUGCCUGCCUAGAAAGAUAACACUGUUGCACAACCCAAAAUGUGUCUUUAAUUUGUGAAAAAUUACCAUGGUGAGUCAGACAGUCAUUUUAAAGAGCUGAACAGAGACUAUCAUCAGCAAAUAGAACUCCGCUUUGUAGCUGCCUUUAAAAUCCUUGUCCCAAAACCGGUGAGCUCUGCUUGCUGCUGCCACGCUCCUAGGUGAUCACUCAGACAGGUCAGUGGAAAUAACAGGCGAACAAGACAGCUUUUUACAUGUGUCCAAAGGAUGGCCUUUCGAAGGCCUGGAAGUAUUUCACUGUUGGAAGAAGUAAACAAGAAUGACAUUCCAAAUGGAAAUAGAAUUCUCUCUCUUGCCUUUGACCAACAUGGUACUGAGGGGUUUAUUCUUUCCCAAUGUAUGCACGUGCCCUGCUGGGGGCCCUACUUUAUAGAAUGAGAGCAUCCGAGUUCCCCUAAUGAAUCUGGCUAGUUCUCUGUCUGGCUGAGGAUACAGGAGUGGGAUGUCCACGCUCAGAUCCCUCAGACCACAGAAACCUUCAGUUUUGCUGUCUCUUAAGUAUUUCCUCCAGUUUCCCUGCAGGCCCCUGAUGUUUGAGUUUGAUGGCUGCUGGAUCCUCACUCAACGAAAACUCGGUUGGAAACUGUUCCAACUGGCAGUCCUUUUUUGUUUGUUGUUUUCCAUUUCAUUUCACUGUCAUCUGAAAGUGGCUUUCAGCUGACUUGCUCAUUUAGACUGUUCACGGAGUCUGAACCUGCCAAUGUGGUGUUGGAGGCUCCACCUUGAAAAGGGCCAAAGUCAGGGCAACUUUCCCCAUACGGGAAAACUUGGAAAUUACGUCAACAGUCUACGUCACAGCCAAAUUAUAUUUCCUUUAUACCAAACAAAACUAUGGAGAACUAAAAGUACAUCAUACAAGAUGUUUAUAGUGUUUUGUAUGUGACCUAUUUCAGUAUUUAUAUAACUAAAUUAGUGCUUUCUAGCAAACGGUUCUGUUAAUUAGUGAGUCACUGUUAAUUCUGCUGUGGUGAUAAGUUGAUACUGUGUAACUAAUCCUGUGGAUGCCUCCUGGUUAUUUUUGUCUAAACUAAGCAGCCAUGGUUGUAGCUGUCUAUGAUUCUUGCUCAGCAAAGUAAAAUAAAUGUUAAAUAUGGA